AUGGCCAGAGACCAUUCCUAUACUGGGAAGUCUGGAGUGAAGCUUGAAUUGCCUUAUAUCAACGUCAAGCACAAGGUCAGGGUCAGAGUCGUCGAUUUUUGGCCGCCAGUACUGGAGGAUUUUGCGUCGCUUGUACCAGCUGCCGAUGCUUCUGGCGAAAACUCGGAGGAUGAUACGGACAACAUCAGUCCGUAUGCAAGUCAGAAAUGGAUAUGGGACUUCUUCCUGCUUCUGGAAGACAUCAAACCUCAUCAACCAAACUCUGCACCAGCUCAGUUGUGGGCGCAUGUGGAUCACAGAUACGCAGAGUUUCUCCUGAGUAUGUCUGAGGAUCCUACCGAUUUGCAACGCGAUCCGCGAACACUUGCAAAGUUGCGCGAGCAGUUGGCGAUUCUCUGGGGCAACUUGGAAGAACUCAAAACUGCUGCUUUGUUGGNNAAACAACAGCCAUAUCCAGCACUUGAAGCCGCGCCUGCCGAGGGCGCAAACCUGUCGAACUUGCCGUUCUUCUGUUGUAUAGCAGAAUAUGGCCAAGAACUGGAUCAAGAUGACAUUGAAUCAGCUGAAUCUCCAGGUUACACAACACUUUACGAUAUGUCCGGCGCUCGGAUCUUCCAAGAGUGA
This is a messenger RNA of Aureobasidium musti, 624 nucleotides long. Lineage: Eukaryota; Fungi; Ascomycota; Dothideomycetes; Dothideales; Saccotheciaceae. The record is from the annotation of a GenBank genome assembly.